AUGAGUCUAGCUGGCAGAGAUCAAAGUGAAAUAGGCUCAAUGGAGCUGGCACCUGCCAGCAUUGCCGCUAUCAAUGAACGCAUGGGUGGUAACGACACCGACAGAGGCAGCAGGGUAAGCGUCAGCAGAAUAAGCACGGGCAAGAGCAUUGCCAGCAUCGCUGAUAGCGGCAGCCUAGCUCAAUGGAAGGGGGAAAGUCAAACUCCUACGCGUGCUGAUUCGAAGCCAAAAGGGCGUAGUAGUCGCAAAUUUACGCGUUCUCCGAACAAGGAGCGACCGACAAAAUUUACGCUGGACAGCAAUUUGAAGAUUACGACGGGCGCUUCAUUGAUACCCGAUUUGAAUUUGGUCAUUGAACGCAUGCGUAGCACCAAAGACGACAGCUAUGUCUAUUUAGAUUAUAUGCUGCCGAAGGAGAGCGAAUAUUUUACGCCGUAUAGCUUACGCGAGGUGGAAUUUGCGAAUCUAAAUAUUCUAAAGCCCUACUAUACGGUUACCAGACAUGGCGUUACAUAUUGGCGUAUCUCCGAGAAUUUCUUUACCCCUCUCAAUCAAUGGCAACAAGAGUUUCAACAAUUUCUUAGCAUUAUACAAAUUCGCACAUUCUCCAUAUUUCGCCUAUGGAAGGGAUUUAAGGUCUGGGAGAAAACGAUCAAGUGGCGUAAAUUGAAUGCGGCGCGCAAUCAUCUACAGAAUAAUCUAUUUAUAGUUAUACCCCAAUUGGCCAAGGCUAUAUUACGCAUGCGCUCCGAUCUUGUCGUGCUGGAACGUCUCAGCUUUGUCAAUGUCGAGAAUAUUGAGGAAUGGCAUCCGUUCUAUUUUCUGGAAAUGCAUAUGCGCAUAUAUGAACAGCUCAACUAUCUGUUUCAUGAGUUUCGCACUUUCGUGGGCAGAGCUUUAUAUCGCUCCUGCACUGAAGCUAUAAUGGCGCGUGGCUUUUAUCCUGACGAUGAAAUCAAUUAUUAUCCAUCGGUGAAAAAAAUGCGUGAAGCACACAGCUUUAUGGAUCGAGCACGUAAGCGCGCCUUCUGCAAAACACUGACCAACUUUCUUACCUACUGUGAUAUGAUGCUAUAUCAGAUGCUAUAUCGCGUUACGAUCAAUAGCUUUGCGGACUUACAUAAUGCAUUCAACGAACAUCAUUCGGUGGGACCUUCCGAAGCGGAGAUAACAAAGCACGAUCGCGUCGAUAUGCGCGUAGAGAAACCUCGACCUGCUCAUAAGCCGCAAAAUCCAUUUUUUCUAGCACAAUUACGUUUGCUACCCGAUCGCAUUGAGGUCGAACCGUUGGAAGAGGUGUUGAAAUUAAUAUUUCAACGCAUAACGACGCUAAUAUUGGAUACAGUUUUGGAUAUACAACCCUUUACAACAGAUCAAGACUUUACGCAGUAUACGGAACCUUCAAUUAUGGGCAGACAAGAGGAGUGUUUAUAUCAAAGCGCACCAGAUUUAACAUUUUUGCUACGCUCUGAUAGCAAAUUCAACUUUAAUCGUAAAAACAUAUUUGUGCUCUUGCAUACCGCCUACGAGCGUGCCCAUCUGUAUACCACGCGUUUUCAUGCUAUACGUCAAAAUUUUGAAAUCGAUGCCACCACAGAUCCAGAGGAUAUAAGUACUGAGCGUGAUCUGACCGCUCUGCGCAAUUAUUGCGAUCGAUACUGUAAUAAUCUACGCGCCUUGGAUGGCAUUUUGGAGUGUGUCUUCUUGGGUCUACUGAAACUGGCCCAAAGUGGCUUUAAGGAAGCCGUAACGCCCGUUUGUCAACGUCUGCAAAAUGUUUUGGCUUUGUAUCUGCCCAAGCUGGCUGAGGAGGAAACAACCAAAUGCUAUGAGGAAACUCAAGAUUUCUAUGGACGCAUUGGUUUUGAGCCACAGACUACAAUCGAAAUUGUCGCACAUUUGCGCUUCUUGGAAAAUUGCCAGGAUGAGUUGGGUGAAAUCUUUAAGGUUAUAGACUAUGUGCAUGACUUGCUGAUCAUAAUCAAAGACUUUAAUAUACCCAUUGAUGAUGAGCGUAAAGAAGACUAUAUGGACACAGAGGAUUAUAUGAAUCGCACCAAAGAAACGUUGGUUGAGAUUCGAGAGAAGCGACAAGACUUUAUUAAUCAGUUAGAUGAUGCCAUGCAGGAUGAAAUUCAAGCGCUAAAAGAAGAUAUACAUGAAGUGGCUGUGGAGGCGUUGGAAAAUUGGCUGCUAACGAGCAAAUCGGAUCGUAAAGCUGUCAACGAUAAGCUGGACUCGCUGCUUAGUCGCAUGAACGAAUGUCGCGAGCGUGCGGACGAGUAUAUAGGCUAUCAAAAGGAAUUCAAAAUCGAUCUGACUAUGUAUGAGGAAAUGGAUAGCGGCUUCUAUGAUAUACGCAUGCGUCAAAAUCUUUAUCAAACUCUAACCGAUUGGGAGGAAUCAUUGGCUGCCUGGAUGGCGGCAGAUUUCAAUACGCUGCCUGUAAACGACAUGGUCGAUUUGAAUGCCAAGACCAUAAAGAAUUGCAUGCAAUUCCAAAAAUAUUUACCCGAGAACGAUAUAGUGCCAGUGUUGCAAAAGUCGGCAGAGGAAUUCAAAGAGAAACUGCCUGUUAUAGGUUAUCUGCGUAAUCCCAAUCUGCGUGCGCGCCAUUGGACUGAGAUAGAAGAACUGUUGGGUCACAAAUUCUUUCAGGAGAAGGACAUUAAAAUUGCCACAUACGAGGAGGUGCAUGCAUUUGAUGAUGAAACGAAUGCAGAGGCCCUCAUGCAGAUCUCCUCGCAAUCUACGGGCGAAACACAGCUGGAGAAUAUGCUAAAGGGCAUUGAGACGAUGUGGAAGGAAACUGAGCUGUCUAUUGUAUCGCAUCACGAUCAAAAGGAUGUGUUUAUUCUAGCAGGCACUGAGGAGUUGCAAGCUGUACUCGAUGAUGCAAAUGUUAAUGUCAAUACCAUUGCGGCUUCCAAGUUCGUGGGGCCCAUUAAGGGACGUGUAGACGAGUGGAUAAAUGCUUUGGAUCAGUUCAGCAAAACGUUUGAGGCUUGGAUGGAUUGCCAAGGGGCUUGGAUAUACUUGGAAGCAAUUUUCGCCUCACCCGAUAUACAACGUCAGCUGCCCAGUGAAGCGAAAAUGUUCUAUAUGGUGGACAAAAGCUUCAAGGAGAUCCUACGACAAGCUAAAAAGGUAGCGCUAGCUUUACCAACAAUGUCCAGUGUGGAGGUAUAUAAUGCCUUAGUAGAGAAUAAUCGUUUGCUGGAUUUAAUAUCACGCGGUCUGGAAGCUUAUCUGGAAGUUAAGCGUGUUGUAUUUCCAAGAUUCUAUUUUCUAUCUAAUGAUGAACUCCUGGAGAUUUUGGCACAAACGCGCGUACCCCAAUCGGUGCAGCCGCAUUUGCGCAAAUGUUUCGAUGCCAUUUAUCGUCUGGAGUUUGGACAAAAGGAAGGCGGCGAUGGCAAAAUGAUACCCACCAACGAUAUCAUCGCCUUUCUCUCACCCGAGGGCGAAAAGCUGCAGUUUGGCAAAGGACUGAAAGCACGCGGUGCUGUUGAAGAAUGGCUCAGUAAGGUGGAGGAGGCCAUGUUUGUCUCUUGCAAGCGCUAUAUGCGCUUUGGCUAUCAAUGCUAUGCGGCCAAAGAUCGCGACGAAUGGUUCCAAGAUCAUCCCAAUCAGGUGGUGCUCACCGUCUCACAGGUACAGUGGGCAGCCGACAUACAUAAAAUUGUUGAUUUCAAAGAGAAGUCUGUGCUAUCGGUUACCGAUCGCAUGUUGAAAUUCGAAACCAAGUGUCUGCAAGAUCUGGGCGCAUUGGCAGCACUAACGCGUAAGAAUAUCUCAUCGUUGCUGAGAAAGAUUCUAUGCGCUUUGAUUACGAUUGAUGUGCAUGCCAAGGAUUCGGUGCGUAUGCUUAUCGAAAAGGAGGUGAAGAGCACCAAUGACUUCAACUGGCUUAAAAUGUUGCGCUUCUAUUGGGUCAUUGAAACGGAGACUGUUACCUCCAGAAUGGCUGCCGCCAAUAUUCCCUACUACUAUGAGUAUUUGGGAGCUGGCGGUGUGCUCGUGCUGACGCCCUUGACCGAUCGUUGUUAUCUCUGUCUGAUGGGCGCUUUUCAAAUGGAUUUGGGCGGCGCUCCCGCUGGUCCGGCUGGUACAGGCAAAACGGAAACCACCAAGGAUUUGGCCAAGGCCUUAGCCAAGCAGUGUGUAGUGUUCAAUUGUUCUGAUGGCUUGGACUACAAGAUGAUGGGUCGCUUCUUCUCGGGCUUGGCACAAUGCGGCGCCUGGUGUUGCUUUGAUGAGUUCAAUCGCAUAGACAUUGAAGUGUUGUCCGUCAUAGCGCAGCAGUUGAUAACGAUACGUACGGCAAAGUUUAUGCGAGUGAAGCGUUUUAUGUUUGAGGGACGUGAGAUAAAGAUAAAUCAUUCGUGCUGCGUGUUUAUUACAAUGAAUCCAGGCUAUGCGGGUCGUACUGAGCUGCCGGAUAACUUGAAAGCGCUAUUCCGUCCCAUAUCCAUGAUGGUGCCCGAUUAUGCGCUUAUCUCUGAGGUGAUUCUGUACUCCGAGGGCUUUGAGGAUCCCAAGAUCUUGGCACGCAAAAUGGUGCAAAUGUAUCAGCUCUGCAGUCAGCAGUUGAGUCAACAGAAUCAUUAUGAUUUCGGUAUGCGUGCCGUCAAGUCCGUGCUGGUUAUGGCGGGCGCCUUGAAGCGUGCCUCGCCCGAUCAGCGUGAGGAUAUUACGCUUAUUGCCGCGCUGCGUGAUUCCAAUAUACCCAAGUUCUUGGCGGAUGAUGCGGUGCUCUUCCGUGGCAUUCUCAGCGAUCUGUUCCCGGGCGUGGAGCUGCCCGACUCCCAGCAUCCGCACUUGGAGAAAAGUCUACGCUUGGGUCUGCGCAACAAGAAUCUGCAGCCAGUGGCAACAACCAUACGCAAGUGUUUGCAGCUUUAUGAGACAAUGUGUGUACGUUGGGGUGUCAUGACUGUGGGACCCACUGGUGGUGGCAAAUCUGUGGUGCUGCAUGCUUUGGAAUUCGCCUUGGCUCAUCUUUUUGAGAACGAAGUGCAAGAUCCUAAUUUUCGUCCUGUCGUCAUUCAGACAAUGAAUCCCAAAGCUGUGAGCAUGAAUGAGCUUUAUGGUUAUGUAGAUCUCAAAACUUUGGAGUGGCAAGAUGGUCUCCUGGGCUUAGCUGUACGCACGGCCACAAAUGUAGAAGACGAAAUCCAUCAAUGGAUUAUGUGCGAUGGUCCGGUGGACGCCGUAUGGAUUGAGAAUCUCAACACCGUGCUGGAUGAUAACAAAAUGUUAUGUUUGGCCAAUUCGGAGCGAAUAAAACUGACUGCCUGGAUACAUAUGCUGUUCGAAGUCCAAGAUUUGCUGCAGGCCUCACCAGCUACGGUGUCACGUUGUGGCAUGGUUUAUGUAGAUCCCGGCGAUUUGGGUUGGAUACCGCUGGUCGAUACAUGGCGUGAAGUGGACAUGAGCAAAAAGUUAACGCCAGCCCUAGCUGAAUUUCAAUAUCAGCUGUUUAUUAAUUACUUUGAGAAGGCAUUAAAGAUAGAACGCAAACGCGCUAAUUACACAAUACAUCAAGUGAUGGGCUCCAAGGUGCGUUUAUGCUGUUCCCUUAUCUCUUCACAACUGGAGAACGUGCGCUGGGGGCCGCUCAAUGAUGAACAGGCAAAGAAUUUAAUAACGAAAAUCUUUGCUUGGUGCGUACUCUGGGCGAUCGCUUCCAAUAUGAAAGAUGCAGAGAAAGUGGGUUUCGAGGAUCAAUGGAGCAAAACAAUGGCCGUGCAUCCACAUAUGGAUUUACCACGCCAGACCAUGUGGAAUUUUCGCAUAGACUUGGAAAAACAAGAUUGGGGCAAAUGGAACGAUAUAAUGCCCAAGUUUGUGUUCAGCUCGGAUAUAUCCUACUAUGAUAUGCAGGUGCCAACAGUGGAUACAACAAAAUAUGGCUAUAUAGCAGACAUUUUAUUUAAGCGCGAUUAUCCGGUGCUCUUUACGGGUGAAACGGGUGUGGGCAAAACCGUUUUAGCCGUAAGCUGCAUGAAGCGCUUAGCCGAGGGUCGCGUCAUACCCGUAGUGCUCAAUUUUUCGGCCCAAACGAGCAGUUUGCGUACACAGGAAAUGAUUGAGGGGCCACUGGAGAAACGCAAGCGCACGCAGCUGGGCGCACCGGUGGGAAAGACUGUUAUUGUAUUCAUUGAUGAUGUCAAUAUGCCCAAGUUGGAUACAUAUGGCAGCCAGCCGGCCAUUGAGUUGCUCAGACAGUUUCUGGACUUUAAGGGCUUCUAUGAUCGCGAGAAACUCUUCUGGAAGGAUAUUUUGGAUGUGGUGCUGGGCUGUGCCUGUGCUCCGCCAGGUGGUGGUCGUAAUCCGCUUACACCACGCUUUGUCCGUCACUUUGCGCUCUUCUCGCUGCCCAAGCCCAACGAGGAGACACUCACUCAAAUCUUCAAUGGCAUUCUAUUGGGUUUUCUGGAUACCUUCGCUUCGGCUAUACGCGCUCUAUCCGAAUCCAUUGUCCAUGCCUGCGUCGAUGUUUAUAUGCGUGUGUCCAAGGUUAUGCUGCCGACGCCAGAUCGCUCGCAUUAUAUAUUCAAUUUACGUGAUUUAUCCAAGUGUAUUCAAGGCAUAUUGCAGGCAAAUAAUAUGUACUACAAUAUGGAGAAUCAGAUACUGCGUUUGUUCUAUCAUGAGACGACGCGUGUGUUUCACGAUCGCUUGAUCAACUCCGAUGACAAGGCCAUGUUCCAAAAGCUCAUGAACGAUGUGUGCCUCUAUCAUUUUAAACGUGACGUCGUCAAGCCCGAAGAGCCCGCCAUACUCUUUGGUGAUUUUAUGGUCUUUGGCAAGCCCAAAAAUGAGCGCAUCUAUGAUGAGAUUAAGGAUCAUAGCAAACUGGAAAGCGUGCUCAAUGAUUAUAUAGCUGACUUCAAUUCUAUGGCUGUGGGCAAGCAGAUGAAGCUGAUUCUCUUUCAGGACGCCAUGGAGCAUACGGUGCGUUUGGCUCGCUUGCUGCGCAGUGAUCGUGGCAAUGGUUUGCUUGUGGGCGUGGCCGGCAUGGGCAAACAAUCCUUGACGCGUCUGGCUGCUCAUGUUAAUGAAUAUAACUGCUGGCAAAUCGAAAUGCGACGCAAUUACGAUAUAAACGGUUUCCAUGAAGAUCUACGUGUUCUUUAUCGCAUUGGUGGUAUCAGUGAUCAGCCAGUGGUAUUUCUGCUAAUCGACAGUCAAAUUGUCGAGGAAGAAUUUCUGGAGGAUAUAAAUAACAUACUCAAUUCCGGUGAGGUGCCCAAUUUAUUUGAAGGCGAUGAUUUUGAAAAAGUUAUUCUGGAUGCGCGUGAUGCCUGCAAUGCUGCCAACAAAGAUGGCGCCUGUCCACGUGAUGAGAUCUAUAAGUUUUUUAUAAAUCGUGUGCGCAACAAUCUGCAUGUGGUCAUGUCGAUGAGUCCUGUGGGCGAUGCAUUCCGCCGACGUUGCCGCAUGUUUCCUUCGCUAGUGAAUUGCACCACUAUUGAUUGGUUCACCAGCUGGCCGACAGAGGCGCUUUAUUCGGUAGCCAUGGGCUUGUUGACAAAGAUUGCGCCCAAUAUGAAUGAUCGCGUAGCCUUGGCCAGCACAACAGUGUUUAUGCAUAAGACAGUCGAAGAUGCUUCGGAGCGCUUCUACAAGGAGAUGAAGCGACAUUACUAUACAACGCCCAGCAGUUAUCUGGAGCUCUUGAAGCUCUAUCAGAGUUUACUAAAAGACAAACGCAUGGAAAUUGUUGCCAAACGCAAACGCAUAGCCAACGGUCUCAACAAGCUGCUGGAAACGAACGAAGUGAUUGCUGUGAUGCAAGUAGAACUGGAGGUUAUGGUGCCGCAGCUAGAUGAAAAGUCAGCGCUGAUGAAGUCGCUUGUUGAUAAUCUAACCAAGGAGACCAAACAGGCGGAUGCAGUAAAACAGGGCGUAAUGGAGGAUGAAGCAAAUGCAAAGGAGAAAGCUGCUGCAGCUCAGGCAAUAUCAGAAGAUGCAAGUAAAGAUUUGGAAAUAGCAAUGCCAACGCUGCGUGAAGCGGAAGAUGCGCUCAAAGGUCUAACCAAAGCGGAUAUUAAUGAGUUGAAAUCGUUUACAACGCCACCAGCUUUGGUGCAGUUCUGCAUGGAGGCAGUUUGUAUUCUGCUGGGUGCCAAACCCACUUGGGCUUCAGCCAAGGCUAUAAUGGCGGAUACCAAUUUUAUAAAGCGUCUGUUUGAAUACGACAAGGAGCACAUGAAGGACGAUGUGCUCAAGAAGGUGAAAAAGUAUAUAGACCACAAAGACUUUGUGCCAGCGAAAUUCGAAAAAGUCUCGAAGGUAGCCAAAUCUGUAAGCAUGUGGGUCAUAUCAAUGGAUAAAUUCAACAAAGUCUACAAAGUGGUGGAGCCCAAAAUCAAGCGCAAAGAAGCUGCCGAGGCAGAACUUAAGGAUGUAAUGCGUGUGCUGCGUCAGAAGCAAAAGGAACUGGCUGCAGUGGAAGCUAAGAUACAAGCACUACGCGACAGUUUGGAGGAGAAGCAGCAAGAAUUUCAGGUAAUACAGGAUAAUGUCGAUUUAACCUAUGGACGCAUCAAUCGCGCCGGACGUUUAACCUCAGCGCUGUCGGAUGAACAAGUGCGCUGGCGUGAAACGGUAAAGCAACUGACAGCGGACUUGGCCUGUGUGCCGGGCGAUGUGCUUGUUGCUGCGGCUUGUGUCGCCUAUUUGGGCGCUUUCUCCAACGAAUAUCGUCGUGAGAUGAGCAAGCUGUGGGUAACCAAAUGCCAUGAGUUCGCCAUACCAUCGAGCGGUGAUUUUAAUCUGCUGAAAGUGCUGGGCGAUCCCUAUGAGAUGCGUCAAUGGAAUGUCGAUGGUUUGCCCAAGGAUAAUAUAUCCACUGAGAAUGGUAUUUAUGCUACGCGCGCUUUGCGCUGGGCGCUCAUGAUUGAUCCACAGGAGCAGGCCAAUCGCUGGAUACGCAAUAUGGAGAAAGCAAACAAUUUGCAAGUUAUCAAAAUGACCGAUGGCAAUAUGAUGCGUAUUCUGGAGAAUAGUGUGCGUCAAGGCUAUCCGGUAUUACUUGAGGAAAUCGAUGAAACCAUUGAUCCCUCGCUACGUCCCAUCUUGCAACGUGAAACGUAUAAAUUCGAGGGACGCAUCUAUUUGAAACUGGGCGAUCAGGUUAUAGACUACGACAAUAAUUUUAAACUGUAUAUGACAACAAAGCUACCGAAUCCACAUUAUUUACCCGAAGUCUGCAUAAAUGUUACGCUCGUUAACUUUUUGGUUACAGAAAGCGGUUUGGAAGAUCAGCUGCUAGCCGAUAUUGUUGCUAUUGAACUGCCCGCUAUGGAGGCACAACGUAAUGAUCUAGUGGUAAAAAUCAAUGCUGAUAAGCAGCAGCUGCUCUCAUUGGAAGAUAAAGUGCUAAAGCUGUUGUUCAAUUCCGAGGGUAAUAUUUUAGAUGACGAAGAACUUGUGGAAACACUCAAUGAUGCUAAAGAAACAUCACUUAUUAUUGCUGCACGUCUCAUUGAUACCGAAGAAACGGAGAAAGUCAUUACAGCUUCGCGUGAGCGUUAUCGCAUUUUAGCUUCCAGAGGUGCCAUACUGUACUUUGUAGUCGCUGGUCUGGCGGAAAUAGAUCCCAUGUACCAGUACAGUCUUAAGUACUUUACGCAGGUCUUUUGUAAUGUCCUGCGUGUAGAUCAUCCAGUCAUGACUGUGGAGUUGCGCAUUUCAUCGCUUAUGGUAGAUGAGCUGAAAUUUAUUUACGACAAUAUUUCACGUGGUCUUUUUGAAAAUCAUAAAAUGAUAUUUAGCUUUUUACUAGCACUGGCAGUGGAGCGUCAAGAGGGACGCGUUACAGAUGAUGAAUUUGGUUUUCUUACACGCGGCGCUGUGGGCGCUGUGCGUGCCAAGAAGAUGCCGACUAGCAUUAAGCUUAGCCAAAUGGAAUGGGAUGCGUGCUUGUUUCUGGAGGAAAACUUUAAAGACUUCUUUGGUGGCUUAAGCGAUGAAAUGGACAAGUCUUUUGUCAUACAGAUGCAGGACAACAAGGAGGUGUUUGAUUAUGCCAAAACCAAAGCGGAACCAACUGAAAAAUGGAACAAGCGUUUAAGAAUUUUCCAUAAACUCAUGUUUAUAGCCACAUACCGCAAGCCGCGUUUUUUGCUCAAUGUAGUUCACUAUUUGAACAGCACUGUGGGCAAAUACUUUACGGAGCCCGCCUCGGGCACACAGCUGAGCACAGUUUUUGCUGAUACUUCAGCAAUAACACCACUUAUCUUUGUGUUAUCCACGGGUUCUGAUCCUAUGGCGGGUUUCAUCAAAUUCACCAUUGAAAUGAAGUAUACGGAUAAAUAUUAUUCCAUUUCGUUGGGUCAGGGCCAAGGACCGUUAGCGGAAAGUUUAAUUGACAAAAGUCUGCGCAUGGGUCACUGGGUCUUUCUGCAGAAUUGUCACUUGGCCACCUCCUGGAUGCGCACGCUGGAAACGAUUGUGCGCAAUUUAACGCUCGGCAUUACCAAAGCACAUGCCGACUUUCGUCUAUUUCUGUCAUCCAUGCCAACACCAACGUUUCCCAUUAGCGUGCUGCAGAAUUCAGUGAAAAUAACAAAUGAACCACCCAAGGGUAUUAAAGCCAACAUUAUUGGCGCCUUGGCAGAUCUGAAAAUCGAGUUCUUUGAGCAGCAUGUGCAGAAUGGCAACUGGCGUGCCAUAGUCUUCGGCUUGUGCAUGUUUCAUGCUGUGCUGCUGGAACGUCGCAAGUUUGGACCGCUUGGCUGGAAUAUUACCUAUGAGUUUAGUGAAAGUGAUCGUGAGUGCGGCUUAAAGACUUUGGAUUUCUUUAUAAAUCGAGAGAUUAUGGAGGAUAUACCUUGGGAAGCAAUACUCUAUAUUAAUGGCGACAUUACUUGGGGUGGUCGUGUUACAGACUAUUGGGAUCUGCGCUGUUUACGCACUAUACUUACUAUAUUCUCUUCGUCUCGCAUUGUUCAACCGGGUUAUAAAUAUUGCCGCGGUGAAUCCUAUUAUCGUGAUCCAGGACACAAGACGCUGAAGGAAUAUGCCACAUAUGUGCAGGGUUUUCCUGUUUUAGAGGAUCCGGAAAUCUUUGGCAUGAAUCAAAAUGCAAACAUUGUAUUCCAAAGCAAAGAAACUGAGUUCUUCAUAAACACCUUGCUGCUGGGACAACCACGUUCCUCGGCGGAUGAGGGUCAAGCGCAGGAGAAUGAAAUUAUCCUGCAAUCCAUAGCGCGUAUACAAGGUCUGCUGACUACCAAAAUACAACGCGAACCCAUACAUGAUACACUCACGGUGCUGGACAGCAAAGGACAAACACCUUCCUUAACGACCGUGCUGGUGCAAGAAAUAGAUCGUUUCAAUAUUGCCUUGGGCAUACUGCAUGACAGUCUAACAAAUCUGGGUAAAGCUAUUAAGGGUCUGGUGGUCAUGUCUGAAGACUUGGAAGCUGUCUUCAAAGCUUUGCUUGCCAAUCAAGUGCCCGCGAUGUGGGCAAAGCGCAGCUUUCUCUCCAUUAAACCGCUGCCCAGUUAUAUUGUGGACUUCCAACGACGCAUAGAUUUUAUACAGCAUUGGGCAGAAAACGGUCAACCACGCUCUUAUUGGAUAAGCGGCUUCUUCUUUCCACAAUCUUUUCUCACAGGCGUACUGCAGACAUAUGCACGACGACGUGUGCUGCCUAUAGAUUCGCUUAAAAUAGAUUUUUCUAUAGUGGAAUUGGAGCUAGUGCAGCAAGACUUUUUCGAAGUGCAUACCGCACAUCACAACGACGCACGACUCUAUGGCAGUCUGGAGGAGUGCACCGAUGCUGCUAUCAAUGUGCAUGGCAUUUUUGUAGAAGCUGCACGCUGGGAUUUGUCCAAGGGCGGUCUAUGCGAUGCCAAGUUUGGUGAACUUUAUACACGCAUGCCGGUUGUACGCUUUUUGCCCUGCCUGGAAGUAGCUCCGACCGCACGUUAUGAAUCACCAUUAUAUAAGACACAGCAGCGUUCCGGUGUGCUAUCGACAACGGGUCAUUCCACAAAUUUUGUGCUGGCGAUAUUGCUUAAGAGCUUAAAUGAUCCGGAAUUUUGGAUUAUGCGUGGCACGGCGUUGGUUUGUGCCGUUAUGGAGAAUGUUUCAUGAAAUUCUUUCGCUUCCUUAUAUUUUAAACUCUUUAAAGACAGAGAAAGACACAAAUAAAGAUAACGAAAGAGAGAGAGAGAGAGAGAGAGAGAGAGAUACCUUUUGCAAUGUUUUACC
Molecule: messenger RNA, 12231 nt
Organism: Drosophila busckii
Lineage: Eukaryota; Metazoa; Arthropoda; Insecta; Diptera; Drosophilidae
Gene: Dhc16F
Product: dynein heavy chain 6, axonemal
Exons: 25
Coding region: 1-12114 (4037 amino acids)
Biological process (GO): microtubule-based movement
Cellular component (GO): dynein complex
Molecular function (GO): minus-end-directed microtubule motor activity; dynein intermediate chain binding; dynein light intermediate chain binding
Source: RefSeq, a predicted model, not a curated record